Messenger RNA from Oppiella nova, 723 nucleotides. The record is from the annotation of a GenBank genome assembly. Lineage: Eukaryota; Metazoa; Arthropoda; Arachnida; Sarcoptiformes; Oppiidae.
CAGUGGCAGACAUUGUCGCACUCGUAUCGUGUGAUUGCCAUCAUAUGGUUCAGCAAUAUUGUACUCAUGAGUCCCAUCGCCAUACUAUCAGAACUGUUGCCCAUUCAGACACCAGGCAAAUACAAGUGCCGAGAGGUGUGGCCGUCCGGUGCUAGUGAACAGCUAUUCAACAUACUGCUACUCAUACUGCUAUUGAUCGGGCCGUUUGUCAUACUGGUCAGCACCUAUACCCUGGUCAGCCGUGAACUGUACGGGGCUAACAUAUUUCAAGCGCAUUGCGCGACCAAUAACCACAUGAAUAAUAGUGGCCAUAAUGUGUUCGCACAUACCAUACCGCCUGAGGUGGUCGUCAAUAAUACCACUACUACUAGCACUAUAGGUGCUGAUGACUAUCGGGACGACAGCACGUACGCCGACGUGGAGACCACCACUUCAUUAAACUGUCGCUCAAUAAGUGUCUCAUAUGACUGCAAAAGUGGUUUCAUCAAUGGUUUGGUCACUACCAGUGCCACCACUAAUAGGAAGCUAUUGAUUGACACCGAUUGCCAUAAAAACGUGGUUCGCGUCAAGAAAUUGCGAUUGGGAAAUUCUCGUCGUGUGUCCACACAAUUGAUUAGCAAAAAGCGUAUCAUAAGAAUGCUAUGCGUUUUGGUGUUGGAGUUCUUCAUAUGCUGGACACCAGUCUAUGUCAUCAACAUAUGGGCCCUGUAUUGGCCCAAACAG